AUGUCAAAUAUUAAACGAUUAAAACUAGUAACAAUCGGUGAUACUUCAGUAGGUAAAACCUGCAUGUUUAUAAGGUUCGUUCAUGGAACAUUCCCUGAAUACAUACCAACAGUAUUUGAAAAUCAUAGUUAUAAUAUGUCACAACGAGGAAUACCAUGUGUAUUAAGUUUGUGGGAUACAGCAGGUGGCGAAGAUUACUCAAGGUUUAGACCAUUGAGCUAUCCACAAACAGAUUGUUUCUUACUUUGUUUUUCAAUUGCAAAUAGAAAAUCAUUUGAAAGAUGUUUGGAUUAUUGGUAUCCAGAAAUUCAAUUGUUUUGUCCUGAAGCACCAGUGAUUUUAGUGGGAACCAAAAUAGAUUUAUAUGAUGACCAUAAACUCGACAGAUCAAAUUUUGUAACAUAUGAAGAGGGUAUUGAAAUGGCAAAAAAAAUUCAAGCUGUUGAAUACAUUGAGAUAUCAUCAUUAAAAAAUAUAAAUAUUUCAAAACUAUUUGGCAACUCAUCUAUCAUUAGUUUAAAUUUCGAGAAAAAAAAUAAAAAACAUUUCAAAUUUCCUUCAAAUUUUAAUGUCGAAUCAUCACAAUAUUCAUUUAAGGCAAAGGGGGAUAAAUGA
Dictyostelium purpureum is the source of this 615-nucleotide messenger RNA. RefSeq lists its product as uncharacterized. Gene Ontology annotation, molecular function: GTPase activity; GTP binding. NCBI's taxonomy places the organism in Eukaryota, Evosea, Eumycetozoa, Dictyosteliales, Dictyosteliaceae. The record is from RefSeq and is a predicted model, not a curated record. The transcript has 3 exons. Gene Ontology annotation, biological process: small GTPase-mediated signal transduction. Bases 1 to 615 code for a protein of 204 amino acids.